Messenger RNA from Aureobasidium melanogenum CBS 110374, 1332 nucleotides. RefSeq lists its product as uncharacterized. The record is from RefSeq and is a predicted model, not a curated record. The transcript is spliced from 5 exons. Gene Ontology annotation, biological process: protein sumoylation. Gene Ontology annotation, molecular function: SUMO activating enzyme activity. NCBI's taxonomy places the organism in Eukaryota, Fungi, Ascomycota, Dothideomycetes, Dothideales, Saccotheciaceae. Bases 1 to 1332 code for a protein of 443 amino acids. Gene Ontology annotation, cellular component: cytoplasm; SUMO activating enzyme complex.
AUGUCUGUCAAUGAAACUGCUUUGCCUACAAACGGCGACAUCAUGGAUCAGACCAAUGGAGCACCACAAGACCACGAUGCAGCCACCGAGACUGUCGCUGCCAUCGCUCAGGCACAAGCCAUGAGCGCUGAUGAAAUUGCUCUCUAUGAUCGCCAAAUCCGUCUCUGGGGUGUACAGGCUCAGGAGAGAAUGCGCUCUGCGAACAUACUACUCAUCUCGGUCAAGGCUCUGGGUACAGAAAUUGCCAAGAACCUCAUUCUGAACGGCAUUGGCUCCUUGACCAUCGUAGACAGCGAGCAAGUGACUGAAGAUGACCUGGGUGCUCAGUACUUUGUCCGCGAGGAGGACAUCGGCCGUAACCGAGCAGAAGCUGCCGCAGAGCGCCUCCAAGAGCUAAACCCCAGAGUCGCUGUCAGAACCGACAGCAGCAACAUCUUGACCAAGGAUCAGACAUACUAUGCGCCAUUUCAACUCGUCAUCGCAUGCGACCAAAAUCUGGAAACUAUGUCUACCAUCAACGCCGCAUGUCGUCUUGUUAACCGUCCAUUUUACGCUUCUGGUAUCCAUGGCUUCUACGGUUUUAUCUUUGCCGAUCUGAUUUUGCACGACUACAUCAUUGAACGCGAGACUUCGAACAUGCCUGCCGUUAUUAAACAGGAAACUGCAACCCGCAGUAUCAUUGGAGUUUCGACCAAGAAGCAAAACGGCAAGAACAUCGAGACCGUCACAAAGCGUGAGAUCUACUCCCCGCUACUUCUAGCUAACACUUCACCUUUGCCCGACGACUUCAUUCGCAAUCGCCGUAAGAUGAGAUCCGUUACACCUCUACUGCCUUGUCUGCGCGCGCUCUGGGACUUUGAGCGCAAUCACCAUCACCUACCUGAACAGAACUCUAAGAGCGAUCUGGCCGAAUUCACUCGCAUGGCCACAAACAAGCUUAAGGAGCUCCAAAUGCCAGCUGAGACUCUCACAGCCGAGUUCCUCCGCAGCUUCUUGCAUAACAUCGGCAGCGAGAUAGUACCAACUGCUGCGUUCGUUGGUGGCAGGCUGGCAGAGGACGUCAUCAAUGUGCUCGGCAAGCGCGAGCAACCCAUCCAAAACUUCGUCAUGUUCGAUGGUGAAAACUUCGAUGGACCUAUCUACCCUCUGCAGACAUUCUUGCAGCCUAACGGCUUGGGUGUUCCUCAAGUGCAGCCUUCUGAGCUCGAGAUGCAGCAGAUGCAAAAUGGACACAGCAAUGGAGUGCAAGUUCACAACGCCAUCUCCACUAAUCCUGCCGACGGAGACACCGCCGUUCAAGGAGAGGACGCCCAGCCCAUUAUGCUUGAGUAA